Molecule: messenger RNA, 558 nt
Organism: Aspergillus calidoustus
Lineage: Eukaryota; Fungi; Ascomycota; Eurotiomycetes; Eurotiales; Aspergillaceae
Source: the annotation of a GenBank genome assembly
AUGCCUGAUGUAUCACAAUAUGAAACUUUCAUCCAAGAAGUCGAAACGGGGACCCAUGCUACGGUAGGCCUGCGCGUCGGCUCGCAGACAGUCACACCAGGCGCUAAAGUGCCUAAAGCAGAAACCCGCUCAACACCGACCCUCUACGCCCCCAAGACAGCGCCCCUGCAACCAGGCCUGUAUACCCUAAUCGCAAUCGACAUCGACGCCCCCUACACCUCCUUCAACGCCCUCAGCCCCAUCGUCCACUGGAUCCAGACCGGCUUCGUAGUCCCAGAGCCAGAAGCAGAGUCUGAACAAUCGCAAGAAAUCGAACUCAGGAGCACCGACCCCGUCAUCGUCCCUUGGCUCCCAGCUUACCCACCGCCAGGGACAGCGCCGCAUCGGUAUGUGUUUAUGUUGUAUAAGCAGACGCCCGGGGCUGGUGUUCCUGAGCCCCAAAAGUUGAAGGGGAGGCCCAAGAGUCGGCUUGGGAGGAUGAGAUUUGAUGUGCAGGGGGUGGUGGGGCAGUUGGGGCUUGGGGAGGUUGUUGCGGGGAAUUAUUUCGUUUGUAAUUAG